Molecule: messenger RNA, 1554 nt
Organism: Botrytis porri
Lineage: Eukaryota; Fungi; Ascomycota; Leotiomycetes; Helotiales; Sclerotiniaceae
Exons: 5
Coding region: 1-1554 (517 amino acids)
Biological process (GO): transmembrane transport
Molecular function (GO): transmembrane transporter activity
Source: RefSeq, a predicted model, not a curated record
AUGGCAGCCGGGCCUCAACGUACACCGUGUACAGACUCCCCUUGCGAUGUACAUGAUACAAGUGCGGAGGAGAUUUCACUUCAUCCUUCAAACGGUGAUGGUUUCCAUUCUUUGGAAAAGGAAAAGCAGACCACGGAGCCACUCGUGAAUGAGCAUGAUCUCAACAAUGAUGAUCCAUCGCUCUCACAUUGGUCAAUUGAUCCCCAAAAUCCUAUAAACUGGUCUUCGAUGCGCAAAUGGACGACGAUAAUUCUUCUCGUAGUCACAAACUUUAUAGCGUCAACAUGUACCUCAGCGUUCGAGCCGGCGCUCCCCUCUAUAAUGGCUGGUUUUCACUCUACCAACGGUUCAAUCGCCUCUCUCACCAUAUCUAUCUACACCAUAGGCUACUGUCUCGGACCUCUUCUCGUCGCCCCUAUAAGUGAACUAUACGGACAUGUGACUGUACUAUAUCCUGGAUACAUCGGCUUUAUGCUAGCUCUAGCUGUCUGUGGUUCGAGCAGAAGUCUUCCUUUAUUUGUAAUCUUCCGUGCUAUUAUGGGUCUUGCGGCUAUCACCUUCGUACUCAUGGGUCCUGCGAUCGUGGCAGAUCUUAUUCCCAGGGAACAAAGAGGAUUGGCAUUGAGUAUUAUGUCUACGGGGCCUGUUGUUGGUCCAACAAUUGGUCCUAUUAUCGGUGGUUAUAUUGUGGAAAACAUCAGUUGGAGAUGGAUUUUCUACUCAACGUUGAUCUCUUUUGCUGUUUUGUUCUCUCUCUCUCUGGUCAUUCUCAAAGAGACUUAUGAACCAGUAGUCUUGAAUCGAAAGCAAAAUAAGGAGGGGAAAGGCUUACCAAUAGGUCAAAAGAUCACAAACCCAAAAACUCCUCGAGAAGCUCUGCAAGCAGCUUGGACUCGUCCCUUCAAAAUGCUCUUCCUCUCACCUAUAGUUCCCUUUGUAGGCUUCUACAGCGCCCUAAGCAACGCCUACGGAAUGGUAUGUUUCGCGACCCUCGGCACGGUCUUUCAAGAUAACUACUCUUUUACACCCGGUCAAAGCGGUUUAGCAUAUCUCGGUCUCAUGUUCGGCUUCUUCUUCUGCCAACUAACCUUUGCCCGAUUUUCUGACCGUUAUAUGCUCAAGAUGGAAGCGAAAAAUAACGACAAGCGCCCAGAAUAUCGUCUGCCACCCAUGUUCAUCGGUGCAUUUCUCCUCCCCAUCGGGUUUCUCUGGUACGGAUGGUCUCUUGAAUAUCACACCCAUUGGAUUGUCCCUAUUCUUGGAAGUUCAGUUAUUGCGAUUGGUAUCCUAUUUAGCUAUCUGCCAGUACAGAUGUAUCUUGUAGAUACCUAUACUAUCUAUGCCGCGAGCGCUACUGGAGCAUGCACCAUCAUCCGUUCGAUCUGUUCAACUUUGAUCCCGUUGAGUGCUAAUCCUCUAUAUGAUCAUUUGGGGUAUGGAUGGGGUAAUAGUGUUUUGGCAUUGAUUGCGAUAGGAUUUGUGCCAAUUGCUUUGCUAAUAUUAAGAUAUGGGGAGCGAAUUAGAACGAAUCCACGCUUUCAAUCGAAGCUCUGA